Sparassis crispa is the source of this 252-nucleotide messenger RNA. RefSeq names its product Cytochrome c oxidase copper chaperone. Gene Ontology annotation, biological process: mitochondrial respiratory chain complex IV assembly. Lineage: Eukaryota; Fungi; Basidiomycota; Agaricomycetes; Polyporales; Sparassidaceae. The transcript has 3 exons. Gene Ontology annotation, molecular function: copper chaperone activity; copper ion binding. Gene Ontology annotation, cellular component: mitochondrial intermembrane space. The record is from RefSeq and is a predicted model, not a curated record. Bases 1 to 252 code for a protein of 83 amino acids.
AUGUUUGAUUUCCUUGGCUCAUGGUGGGGAACUUCGGCACCGGCCGUCGAGACGAAGGCAUACGACCCGACGGAUCCCAAGAUGAACCCACUCAACCCUGAGGGUCUGAAGCCAUGCUGCGCAUGCCCACAGACAAAGUCUGCCCGCGACGCCUGUUUCCUCAAGUUCGACUCGUCGGACGCAGACGAUAAUUGCAAGGACCUCGUGCAACAGCACCUUGCUUGCAUGCGGGGGUAUGGCUUUAAGGUGUAG